CUUGUAUUUUUCACAAUGUUUAGGCGUAGUACUGGGCUUCUGUUGCUUUCGGUUUCGCUCACCGUGGCGUUCGAUUGGUAUACACUAACGGAGCAAAACUAUGCUGCAAUUCAGUCCGGUUUGGCACAGUUGAAUGAUGCCGCCAGAGCGAUGAAUACUUCAAUGGUCGAGAAUCAACUAAUUUCCCAGGAUGCUAUUAGUGGAUUGUUAGUGCACAUUAAUCACUCAUUGAUCGCCCUGCAACGCAUAUAUCCGGAAGCUGCCAAUUUGUCAACGGAUCAGCUGCCUAGCACGGAAUGGUACACGGAAUACGUUGGAUCUGUCACCAAUCAGUUCCGUCAAGCGUCAACCAACAACGUAAUGAUGCCUGCGCAGGGCGUUGUACGGAGUAUUCUGGACGCUAUGAACGAUCUGUAUAGUCAAGAUUGUGCUGAAAAAUAUGCUGGCAACUUAGUACAACCUAGGAUUUCGGUUGGGCGUUUGAGGGCGUGCCUUUUGACGAAUAUUCCUUUUUUCCGAGGGUUAACCGAAACAACUCAACUGCUGAUGGCCUAUUCAAAAACUGCCGUAGAUGGGAGUCUUGCCCUGGUGAAUCUUUGUUCUCCGAAUUCAAGGGACUGCAUAACGAAAUUUUUUGCAGAUUUACCAAGAAUAUUAAGCAACAUCAUAAACAAUAUCAGUAAUCUGAGUGGAGUUCCGAACGUUUUCGCGCAGCCUGCCAAUGAAAGGAAUCAGGAAUGUGUUUCGCUCAUUACUGCUGACGUACAGGAGGUGAUUCAGAUCAUAAAGGCAAACGUAACUGCUUCGAAGAAGCCGUUCUUUACCGGUUUUACGUGCACUUGAAGUUAACCAUUCAAAAGUCGCGAUUUUAUAAAUUAAUAUUUUUUUCUCAGCAAGAAGAGCCAUUUAUAAUACCGUAUAAAAUGUGAAAAAUAAAGCCUCUAAUAUCUUACAA
Wyeomyia smithii (pitcher-plant mosquito) is the source of this 955-nucleotide messenger RNA. RefSeq lists its product as uncharacterized. The record is from RefSeq and is a predicted model, not a curated record. The coding region runs from base 16 to 843 and encodes 275 amino acids. The transcript has 2 exons. NCBI's taxonomy places the organism in Eukaryota, Metazoa, Arthropoda, Insecta, Diptera, Culicidae.